Messenger RNA from Megalops cyprinoides (Indo-Pacific tarpon), 5040 nucleotides. RefSeq lists its product as uncharacterized. The record is from RefSeq and is a predicted model, not a curated record. Bases 1 to 4287 code for a protein of 1428 amino acids. Lineage: Eukaryota; Metazoa; Chordata; Actinopteri; Elopiformes; Megalopidae. The transcript has 2 exons.
AUGAACGACUCCCUGGACCUGAGCCUGGCGAAAGUGAGAGAUCUGCAGUCGACAUCCACUCUAGAGCAGUUCAUGGCCAAGCUGUGUCUCCAUCACCAGCGGCAAAUCGUCGACGCCCUUGGGUUCUUGCAGACCGAAGUCAAGGCCGUGGCCUCUACGUGUUCUCCGGAGCCGUCUGCCUCUAAAGCGACCCUCGAGGCAUUGGUAGAGACUGACUGUAGCCCAGUCCCCGAGCAGGAGAGCGCUGGACUCUCGUGCGCUGCACAAAGAGCCACCGCCGCCUCCUCCUCUGCAAAGACGGUGAACGACUUGCUGGAAGCAGCCAGCCCGCGGAAUGCAAAGCCGUGGGUCCCGCAUCAGAACAGUGAGAGUGCAGGCCCUGUUGACGCCUCCGGUGAGGUCUGUCCCUCUCAGACAUGGUCUGAUCCUUUGGAUCUUCGGAAGGCGGCCUCUGGGGAUGGCAGGGGUUCGGAAUUUUUCCUUGGCAAAGCCAGUGAGAGAGACAAGGCUUGGCAGGAAGACCUGCUGUUGCCGGAGAAGAAAAAUGUGAGCUCUAGCAAUCUAGUUGAAGUGAAGAAACUGUGUAUGCUUGAAAGCUCUUGUCAUACUCCUGUUGGCACUUUAGAUGAGCGGCAGUGCAAUCCUGAAACACUCUUGCAUCCAAAUAGAGAUGAACCAAGUCUUGAAGAACUCAGUCCGUCCUUUGGAAGGCACGAUCAGUUAUUCGAUCAUCUCUAUCACACAGAGCAAAGAGGCUCCUCUGGACGUACCAAAGAUUUGUUGGUCAAAACCUACCCUAUUAAGGUGACCUCAAAAACAACACCACCAGUCUCCCCCAGAACGGCUCGAAAGAGCAGGAGAGGGCCUUAUCCUCGGCCCAGGGAUGCUGUAUGCCAGAUAAUAAAUGACCCUGACAGUCAUUGUGACAUUGUGUACAUUAGCAAACCCAUAACGGAGUGCGAGCUGCGGCCUCCAAACCGUAUGUUCCCCCGGCGAAAUGCCCGUAAGAGCAUAAGAGGCCACAUGUACAUCGAGGAGUGCUACGAGCUGAAAACUGUCCGCACGCUGUCUAGGAGAUCCGCCACCAGCGACAAGGGCAACUGCCCUGCUCCAGUGGUGGAGACCAUCACGUUAGUCACACCAAAACAGGCGCUUUCCAAGCCAGACAGCGUUCCUCCGGUGGACGUGCCCUUUGCUGGAGGCUGCGGAGAGACCUUUGGUCAGAAAGCCCCCUCGGAGCAGCCGAUGGAGAAGGAGAUCGCUGGAGAUGUAGUGGAACCUUUGAGGGAGGCACAUCUGAUGGUUGAAACCAGUCAGACGGGCCAGCCUCCUUUCAGAGAGCAGACACCCCCUCGUCUCCAAAACCUCCCUUCUUUGGUACACCACGAGAGUACAGAGCCUGAGAAAGAGGGGGAGCAGCAGCUGCAGGAGGAAGAGGAAGUAUCACAAGCAGAAAAGCCUCCUUCUCCAUGUUUAAUUGAAGGUGUCCAACAUGAUAAAGACAAUGAGCAUGGCCUGGCUGAUAUGUCUACAAAGGAAGUGAUUGGGCCGGUACAAGCCAACGAUGCGUCACCAGAUCCUACCGUAGCUUCAGCCGAUGAACCCAAGUCAUCGGUUGCCUCAGAGGAAGAGAUUGAAAAUUGUUCCAGUCCACCUCAGUCAGGUUUGAAGCCAGUCUCUCCACUGACAGCUGCAGAAGAUGCCGUUGAUACUGAGAGCACCAGAGUUGGAGUUGUAGAGAGCUGUGAGAUGGAAAAGCAGGAUGAGCUUCCAGUGGGAACAGAUCAGGCAUUAUCAGAAAAUGUGGAGAAAGAGACUCUCGUGGGAAAUGAAGAAAAUGUAGAAAAAGAGAACUUUCCGGAGCAGGACAUUGGUACCACUGACCCAGUUUUUAGUACAGCAAAUGAUGAUGUGAUGUCGGAAGAAACAUCAAAAGAUGCAGAUGUUGAAAAGGUUGAGGUAGCAGUUGUGGAAGAAUUGUCUUCAGUAACAGACUCACAUUUUGAGCAUGCUGAGAAGGAUGGUUUGCAAGGGGAGGUUGCAUCUGUUGCCCCUGAAAUUGCUGUCACGAAAAAGGUAAGUAGUAGAGACAUUGCCCCAUCUGACAGAUGCUUGCGGAGAAGGCUACACGCAAACAGCCCUGAAUCUGCAAGGCUUUCCAAACCCAGCCAGGAAACACCGGGCCAACCUCAGGUCCAAAGCCCUGAAAGUGACCUCAGAAUUUCUGCAUCAACACGAUCUCACAGGUCUGUUAAGGUGAAACCACCAGAGGCUGACACCUCCUCAAGUCGCACAGUACCGCCAAGCACUGAAGAGCCUGUUGAUAAACCCCAGUCCUCUUCUGAGGCCAUGCCCAGCAUCAGCAAAGUAGUGGAUAAUAUGGUACAAACGCGACACAAGGCCAUGUUGGCAAAACAACUUGAGAACAGUGGUGGAAGCCAGGACACUAUUAUUUCUCCUUCUAAAGCAGGCCUCAGUACAGAGACAGAUGGGCUCAACGCAUCCAACAAACUAACCCCUCCAAAGGAAAAAGCAACAACCACUCCUGUAGAUGGUGUAGUUGCUGGUAAUGUUAGCGAGGCGUCCACGGGAAAUGUCUUGGAAAAAUCUAGAAAAGCACCUUUGAUGAGAGAGAGGAUCAGCAGUGGAGCAGCCACCAGACCAAUGAGCUCUGCAACUCUCAUGAAACACAAGAAGCUGGUCCUUAGAUCCCAGAGGUCUGCUACACUGUUGGCUACUGCCUCCAGGGGGAAGAGUGAACAGAAACAAGUGGACUGUACCUUUAAAGCCAGAGCUGAGAAGACCACACCGUCCCAGAAGAGAGACUUUGAUCCUUUUGGACUGCAGAAGCUGGACCUCUCUGCACCAAACCCACCCAAGUUUUUGGAAGCUCUGAGGGGGGAAGAAAACCAGCUGCAGAUCACCAGCCUUAACACCAAGUAUGAUAAAAUGCAGAGGGGCUGGGUCCAGUUGGACAAAGAGGGGCAGCCAGCGCCGAGGCCCAGAAACAGGGCGGACCGACUCAAAGAAAUCUGGAAGAGCAAACGCAGGAUCCGUAAGCCCAGGCCUUUGGAUCAGCAGAGGUAUUCCCCAGUGCAGAUGCUAUUCAUGAAGACAUUUGACCUGACCAGCAUCUGCCGCUGGUUUUUGCAGACGACUGAGACCAAGUCACUUGUCAUCGUUAAAAAGGUGAACACGCGACUUCCGUCCGAGACUCAGCUUUGCUUCCACAGCUCCUCGGGCGUGGCGGGUUCCUCUCACGGAGUCUUCCCGAGUCUACAAGCAGAACGCUUGAAGAAGCACCUGAAAAAAUUUGCUGUCGCUUCCCCUGUGAAAAGCAAUGCCAGGAACCAAAAGCUUAUUGCUAAAGCCUGGGAGCAGGACAGCCCUUGUAGCAAAGGGAAGGAAAAAAUUAAAGAAAUGACCUCUGCCACGCGGAUCUCCACCAAACCCUACAGCAAUCCUCGCAAGACACAGGCACAGCCUGUUGAGAGUCAGAAGGCCGCUGCCAAAAGCCCCGCCAGCGCCAGGAUUCUGAGGAAAUACACCAACAUACGAGAGAAGCUGCAUGGUCAGCAGCACACGCUCAAGCCGAAGGAGGUCACCGAAGGAGACAGCCUCAAAAGCACCUGUGUCAAACCUUCAGUCCCUGCAAAGCUCAUCUCUAAACCUAAAGCAUUACCAGAGCAAGCAAAGGUCUCCUCUACUGGGAAAAGCAGUGGAAAGGAGCCAAAUGGCAGCAAGAAUUCCAAGGCACAGUCCCCCCCUUCCAGUAAAAGAGAAGCUCUGAAUAGGGUUAUCAAAGAGACAGGGGCCAAGAGUGGCAGCAGCAAGUUAUUAAUGACUUUAAAUAGAAACGAUCCCAGGGCAUUGAAAAGGGCCCCUCCAUCGGUGGCUGCAGUGGCCGCGAAGCUGAGGAAGCCUCCCGCAGGUGCAGGUCCGGCCUCUCCCAAACUCAAACAAAGGAUCGUGAUGCCUCGGAAGGUGAACGCGAAGGCCGCCGAAGUGCAAAAAGCUGAGCUUGUGAAAGCCGUGCAGCCCAAGGCUGGAGACCCAAAGGCGCCAGCAAAAACAGCGGUUAAGAGCAAACCGCCAGAGAACUUGGUGGGUCAGCAGCCGAGAGCCGACGCCAAUCCGUUGCCCUCGCAAGACCAGGUACUGACACGGUCUCAGAGGAAGAUGGAGGCCACGCCCCCCGUGAGCGGGCCGCCAAAACCUGCCGCAAAGCGCACCCAAGAUCUGGCGCAGACUCCUGCCAAGCGUACCAGAUUGUCACUUUUGAAAUGAAACAUUUGUGCGCAUCAAAGCAGCGGACAGCUGUGUCUGAUCAUGCCAGUCAUGGGUCGUUUUUGGGCCAUUUCACAGACUGAGGACGGACUGGGAACACUUACGCGAGUGUGUGUAUGCGUAUGUGCGCAUAUGUGCGACUGCAUAUGUAAAUUACUUCAUUUUGAGGGGGGGGAGCUUUUAAGAUAGAAAAAGCUUUUUUUCCCCUCCCUUGGCUAUGCUUUUGGUAAGCUUUCAGCAGGAAAAACACAGGAGAAAAAGGCGAGGGAGGUAUUUAAACUCAGUGGUGAAGUGAGCGUGUCUGCAGUGUGCUUGUGAGGCGUGCUUGUGUGAAAGGGCAAACUUGGGUGCUUGAAGCCCUCAUGAGGUGCUGCUGAGGAGUGCAGUCCUCCAGUUUUGUAUUACACAUUGCUUGCAAUCAAAGAGGAAGAGUACAGAUUAUAUAGAUCAGGUGCCUUAAUCAAUAUUUAAAGUAAUAAGACGUGUAGCUAACGGCAAGGAUUGCUUCUCUACUUGUUGCACAAACACGUACUGAGGGGGAGGGGGGGUGGAGAGAGAGGCAGUCCGUGCACACAGCCAGCCCCUGACGCUUUCCCAACCUGUCUUCCUGCAAGAGACCCACCCCAGUCCCCUAGUCUGCUUAUUCGUUUACCUUGAUGUUGUGAAGCAGCAUCAGUGUUUAAUACUGUACCUUCCAUGGGAGAUUUUUUUUUUUUCCUUUUUUGUCCAUUUGUUUGAAUUGCCAAGUCCUGG